Entrophospora candida is the source of this 708-nucleotide messenger RNA. NCBI's taxonomy places the organism in Eukaryota, Fungi, Glomeromycota, Glomeromycetes, Entrophosporales, Entrophosporaceae. The record is from the annotation of a GenBank genome assembly.
AUGUCCGAUACUCGUGUUGUAGUUGGAAUAGAUUUCGGAACAACCUAUUCGGGAUUUGCGUACUCGCACGAAGUAAACCCUGAGAUUGAAACAAAUCAAAUUUGGCCAACAGGCGUAAUGAACACAUUUAAAAUCAACACAGUAUUGAUGUAUGAUGAAAAUGGUGAUAAAGUUGAAUCGUGGGGUUUUAAAGCCUUGGUCAAUAAAAAAGCGAGAAGACGUAUCGAUGACACAAAAGAUUCUAGACCUAUUGAAUUAUUUAAAUUACAUUUAGGAAGAGAUAUAGAAACUUCAGAAAACUUGGAAUCAAGAUUAAACGAAGUUUCUACACAGAAUAGACUCGAUUAUAAAAAAGCUAUUGCUGAUUAUUUGGGUGAAAUGGCUGAAGCCGCUGCAAUUUAUUGUAGAAAAGUUUUGGGCGAACAUUUCAAAGUUCCUUUUGGAACUGUUGUUAAAGGUGCAGUGGAAUAUGGUUUGAAUAUGAAGUGUGUUAAAAAUAGAGUGUUGAAAAAAACUUAUGGUGUCAAAAUGUUCAAAGAAUCUUCAUCAAGUAGUGACAACAACCAAGAUGAUUUAGGCGAUGACGAUGUGGAUGAUAAACGUUGCGUUGAAAUAAUUUUACGUUUUGGUGAGACAGAAAUAAAAGCUAUGGCCAAAGUUAAAGGAACUGGCGAAAUUAAAGAAGUACUAAUAAAUUUAGAAUCGUAA